Messenger RNA from Didymodactylos carnosus, 935 nucleotides. The record is from the annotation of a GenBank genome assembly. NCBI's taxonomy places the organism in Eukaryota, Metazoa, Rotifera, Eurotatoria, Philodinida, Philodinidae.
AUCUUAGUUUUAUUAAAACAAUUAUUGAUUGUAUUCAAACAUUUGAUCUUAUAUCUGAAAAUAAUGAUAAUAAUCAAAUUCUUAAUAAUUUAACAAAAUUAGGUGAUGUACAAAAUAGUCGUUUAAAAGAUAUUGCUGAUUCUUAUAGAUUAUUAAAAGAAAAAUUUAAAGGUAUUAAUAAUCGUCAUUUAGAAUUAAUUAAAACAACAUUAGAAUGUUCAUCGGUUAUUGAUAUGUUAAAAAAAUCAGAUUUAUAUUCAGAUCAUGGAAGAAGAAGAUUUCAAGAAUUAAGAGAUAAUUUAACAACAUUAUUUCAAUUACAAGAAAGAAAUAAUAUGAUUUUAAAUUCAUUAAUUGUUACAUAUGCUGUUUGUGAACCAUUUGUAUUAAAAGCACAAAAUUUAGAAGAAUUUGUUAGUCGAUUAUUAAAAUUACAUAAUUUAGAUGAAUCAUUGAAUCAAAUAAAAGGUAAUGUAAACAAGACAAAUUCUUCAUUAGUGUUGUAUAUUUAUAAUAUACUUUCGUUUAUCAAAAGAAGUUCUAAAUUCAAAUUUACAUUAAUAUAGCCUAUCAUCAGCAAGGAAAUUUUGUCAAUAUACCAUUUCUCUUCAAAAUAUACUUUAGUUUUUGAUGUUGAACACGAAGCUGGACUUUGACUGUUCUCAUAGAUUCCUUUUUAGAUGAAUCUAUAGAAUUCGGAUUCCUAGAGAAUAAUCAUGAGUUUUCAGAUUCAUACAUGACGAUACUACCAGCUUGUAGUAUUAUCAUGCGUAUAAAUAGCUUUUCGAGGGGAUUAAUUUCUUUAGGUUGUUAACUUUCACUCCAAUAAAAGCUGAAAAGUUCAGACUUCCUGUACAGUGGCGUUCUAAAUUGAGUAUCCACCGCUACAUAAUGGCAUUGAUUUUGUUCUCAUUUCAAAACAGAAAAACCUAGUG